CAGUAAGAUUUGUGUCUGUAUUCUUCACCGCCUCCUUCGCAAUCACCGAUUGGUUACUUUAGGAGGGAAGGCUGCUAGAAGGUUUGAUGCCCACUUUCUGCGCCCUCCCCGCACUUCGCCUUUCUCAUCUUCCCGCUUCUGCGCAACUCUGCUCGGCCUAACUACCUGUCCAAACCCCCCCGUGUGUGUCUGUGUAUUUUCCCCAAGAGAGCAAGCAGCAUGUCGGACUACGGCUCACCCGGGGCCGGAGCGGGCGCUGGAGGCAAAAAAGAUGCUUUCGCGGACGCGGUGCAGCGAGCCAGACAGAUUGCAGCUAAGAUCGGAGGAGAUGCCGGACCUCCAAGUAACAAUGGAGGAGCAGGAGGAGGAGAGGGCUUCCCGUUCCAAACACUGAAACGCUCUCUGGAUGGAGACCAACCAGAUGCCAAGAAGAUGUCUUCCCAGGGGGACAGAGACUCAGCCACUGCUUUGUCUAUCGGAGCUCAGCUCGCUGCCCUGUCUCAGCAAAGUGUCAGGCCCUCCACUAUGACAGAGGAGUACAGAGUGCCAGACGGCAUGGUCGGACUCAUCAUUGGUCGAGGGGGCGAGCAGAUCAACAAGAUCCAGCAGGACUCGGGCUGCAAGGUCCAGAUCGCUCCAGACAGUGGUGGCAUGCCAGAGAGGAGCGUCUCCCUCACAGGAAACCCUGACGCCAUCGCGAAAGCCAAGAUGUUUCUGGAUGAGAUUGUAUCGGGGCGCGGUGCUCCUUCCUCCUCUUUCCACGAGUCGACCAAUGGGCAGAGUGGCUCCAUGCAGGAGAUGAUGAUCCCAGCUGGCAAGGCCGGCCUAAUCAUCGGCAAGGGAGGAGAGACCAUCAAACAACUACAGGAGCGUGCUGGAGUGAAGAUGAUCCUCAUCCAAGAUGGUUCCCAGCCACCCAACAUGGACAAACCCCUGCGCAUCAUCGGAGACCCCUACAAAGUUCAGCAAGCGAAGGAGCUGGUGAAUGAGAUUCUGAGAGAGAGGGAUCACGCUGGCUUUGGAGACCGAAACAAUUUUGGCAACCAAAUGGGAGGAGGUGGUGGUGGAGGAGGAGGCAUGGAUGUGCCCGUGCCCCGCCACUCUGUGGGAGUUGUGAUUGGUCGAAGUGGAGAGAUGAUCAAGAAGAUCCAGGCAGAUGCUGGAGUUAGGAUACAGUUCAAACCAGAUGACGGUGCAGGUCCUGAUAAGAUAGCCCACAUCAUGGGCCCUCCAGACCGCUGUGAGCAUGCUGCCUCCAUCAUCAACGAGCUGCUGCAGAGCAUCAGAGUCAGGGAGGACGGAGGACAGGGGGGUACAGGCUGA
Molecule: messenger RNA, 1323 nt
Organism: Oncorhynchus tshawytscha (Chinook salmon)
Lineage: Eukaryota; Metazoa; Chordata; Actinopteri; Salmoniformes; Salmonidae
Product: far upstream element-binding protein 2-like
Biological process (GO): regulation of gene expression
Cellular component (GO): cytoplasm; nucleus
Molecular function (GO): mRNA binding
Source: RefSeq, a predicted model, not a curated record